Molecule: messenger RNA, 1968 nt
Organism: Penicillium maclennaniae
Lineage: Eukaryota; Fungi; Ascomycota; Eurotiomycetes; Eurotiales; Aspergillaceae
Product: ketopantoate reductase family protein
Exons: 5
Coding region: 1-1968 (655 amino acids)
Cellular component (GO): cytoplasm
Molecular function (GO): oxidoreductase activity
Source: RefSeq, a predicted model, not a curated record
AUGGCUCCUCCUCCACGUUUACGCAUCCUGUCUGUGGGUGGCAAUGCGAUCUCUGCCUUUUUAUCCUGGCGGCUUCAGGCGACGACCUCGUGCGACGUGACCCUAGUCUGGAAAUCUGGAUUCGAAACCGUGUCUCAAUACGGUGUCUCCUUCAAAUCAAAAGCAUUCGGCAAUGAACGAUUUAAGCCCCGUCAUGUCGUCCGCGCCCCCGAAGACGCCUCCUCCCGUGAACAAGCCUAUGACUAUGUCAUUCUCUGCGUGAAGGCCCUUCCAGACAUCUACGAUUUGGCCUCGGUGAUUGAAUCUGUCGUUACUCCUCAGCAUACCUGUAUCCUUAUCAACACCACAAGUACCAUCGGCCUCGAAUCCCAUCUCGAACAGCGAUACCCGACCAACGUAAUUCUUUCCCUUGUUUCCAACGUGGAAAUCACCCAAACAGGCGCUAGCGAGUUUGAGCACCUCAGUUCCAGCGAAAUCAUUGUGGGCUCAACCAACAAGCAUUCUACGAUUCCCGCAUCCAUUCAGAACGACAUGGCCGCCGCAUUGGCCAUGACCCUGGGCGCGGGCCAGGUCGAAUGCAAAGUGUCGGAAAAUAUCAGACAGGAGCAAUUUGACAGGAUGAUCGGACCCCCUAAUCCUACACAGCUACUAGAGAAAGCUGGUGUUCGCCAAUUGGUCACCGGCGUUAUCGACGAGCUCUUGGAGCUGGCCACUGCGCAGGGCUGCAAAUUCCCGAGCGACUUCCGACAGAAGACAAUUGAGAAGAUGACCGCAUUCGACGCCCCUAGCACUAUGUAUCAGGAUUUCCAGGCCCGCCGCCCGAUGGAAGUUGAGACUUUCUUGGGAUCCCCAAUCAAGCUCGCCACCGAGUCUAACAUGCCCGUGCCUCGAAUUGAGGCCAUGUACGCUAUGCUCCACCAUAUCAACGUCGUGAACCAGUCCAAGCCACGACAAGGCGACUCCCCUCCUGCCUCGGUUAUCGGUCACCCUCCCAGAAUGUCCUCAGCUCCUCCGCAGCGACCCUCGAUGAAUGGUGCUCAGAUGCGAUCGAGCCGCACGCACUCGAACAUGGGAUUGCCCCCCAAUGCGCGACGAGGGCCGCCUCCGGGCAUGAUGCCGAGAGGCCGCGGUGGUCCUAUGCCUCCUCCCGGAAAUGGCGUUCCCCGCGACCCGUCAUUGGAAGGACUCGAGGAGUUCAGCCACCUGGUGGUCUACGAUGGAGCUGAAGGUGAAAUGCCGCAUGCUAAUGGCAAUGGCUUCCCUGAGGGUGCUGCUGGUCCCGGCCCUGAUAUUGCAUUGAGGGAGCGUGAGCUGGCUUUGCGCAAGCGCGAAUUACAACUUCGCGAGCAGGAGAUGGGCAUGGGCAUGGGCAUGGGUAUGGCAAUGCCCAUGCCUCCUGGUAUGCGGCGAGGCCCUGGCCCUGGUCCCGGUCCCGGUCCCGGUCCCGGUCCCGGCCCCCGACGACCACCUCCUCGAGCGGCGACUUUCGACGAGGAAGACGAGGAUUACUUUGACCCGAUGGAUUCCAUGGGAAUUCCCCAUGUCGACCCGGAUCAGGUUGAUAUGAUGAGCAUCACUUCCCGCCGAGCCCGCAAGGCUCCGAGUCAGAGCCAAAUCCGGAAUAACCCAGAGCGCUUCGCCGGCCCUGCGAUGUCCCAUAACCGGCCCUCCUCAUCUGCGUUUGGUCGAUACUUCAACCGCAAGCCCCGUCCAAGUGACCGCGCCAUGCAAGAAAUCCCGAGUCUCCAUGAAUCUCUUCUCGAUAACCCCAUAUUGGGCUACUCUUCCGACAGAUAUGGGUCGGUUGACCGCAAUCAUUUGAAUGCAGGCUCUCGCGCAAACUCCAUCACUGCUAGUGCCAUGGGUGAUUUCGCUCCUCCGCGUCCCUAUCCUACGAGUCGGCGAAACAGCCAAUCCCCGGCUGCUCCCUUCCCGGACCCCCGGGUCCUCGCAUGGGUCGCCCCAUGA